AUGGCGCACGAGACAGCCGCCGCGGCACCGCCACCACCACCAUCAACCCCUGCCGGAGCAGGUGCGCAGCCGCCGCCACUGUCACUGGAGCCAGGGUUCAGAUUCCACCCCACAGAUGAGGAAUUGGUGAUGUAUUAUCUGAGGAGGAAGAUCUGUGGGAAGCCCUUCUAUUCCCAAGCGGUCAGCGAAACAGAUGUGUACAAAACAGAGCCAUGGCAACUCGGACAACAUUCAUCAUCCAAGACCCGAGAUCUGGAGUGGAUCUUCCACAAGAAAGGCCUUGGACCCCCAACCGGAGAUCAUUAUGCUCCAUUUCUCGACGAGGAAUGGGAUGACAAUAAUAAUAAUAAUCAUGAGCCUCAAAAUGGUGAAUUGACUCCAAUUCCAAUUCCUCAUCAUCAGGAAAUACCAUUUAUUAUUUCCAACAGGGAGAAAAACAAAAGUCCAAUGCAAGAUGAUUCAACACUUUUGGAAUUCCCAAUUCUACAAUCUGUCGAAACUAAAUCCUACCAGAGCUCCCAGGCAGGUGAAGGAAGCAGCCGCACGGGGGGCGGUGCAUUUGAUUCCUCGAAUCUGGAGAAAUCUGUGCCGCCUGGAUUCUUGAAAUUCCUCAGCAAUUUGGAGCAACAGAAUCUGGAUGGGAUCAUGGAGCGGGAGGCAUGGAGGAUGGAAGCGUUUCGGGCACAAGCCCUGGUUAACAACUUCGAAUCCCGCAUCGAUGCACUCAACAGGGAGAAUGAAGACUUGAGGAGGCGUGUUCGAGGUGGCUAA
Molecule: messenger RNA, 771 nt
Organism: Oldenlandia corymbosa var. corymbosa
Lineage: Eukaryota; Viridiplantae; Streptophyta; Magnoliopsida; Gentianales; Rubiaceae
Source: the annotation of a GenBank genome assembly